Messenger RNA from Bradysia coprophila, 974 nucleotides. Its product is annotated as clotting factor B-like. Gene Ontology annotation, molecular function: serine-type endopeptidase activity. The record is from RefSeq and is a predicted model, not a curated record. Gene Ontology annotation, biological process: proteolysis. Lineage: Eukaryota; Metazoa; Arthropoda; Insecta; Diptera; Sciaridae.
AUUUCCGUAGAUCAACAAUCGGCGAAAACUUUUAAAAGGUGGUAAUAAAUUGAGAACAGAAAGCAAAUAUUGAUUUCAUUCUAUUCGAUUUGCGACGAAGAAAACAACCCAAUUCAAUGAAAUUCUUACCGCUCUUGGCUCUAUGUAUAAUCCAUGCUCAGGCGACGCCAAUGGCUCGUAUGUGGCAUGGAAUAAAAUCGGACGAUCCAGUCCCGCACCAUGUUCACAUGUGGGUCUGGGACAUGUACGAUGAAACUUGGCCAGCCAGUGGAGUCCUAAUAUCUGACAGACAUGUUUUAACUGCCGCUGUGAAUGUGUACCAUUACAAGCGCUUCGAUUUGAGAUUUGGCGGUAGAAGACAAAAGGAUUUGCAGUCGGUCACUUCGUACGAAGCAAUCGUUCAUGAGAAUUUCGACGAUCGCACCGAUGACAAUAAUUUGGCAAUCAUCAUUGCACCGACACAAAUCCAAUUUACCCUUAACAUUCAACCAAUUGCUUUGCCCAGACAAAGCGAGGAUAUACCGAGACAAGGACAAAUCGGAACGGUUGCCGCAUUCAGCUAUUUAUCGGACUAUGGACCAACGUCAACCGUUUUGGAAUACGGAAGAAUGACUAUAAUGACACCGAGUGAAUGUGAGGUUGUUUAUCCACACAUCCAUGGCAUUGUCAGCCAUUUCUUUUGCGCUAAGGAUGUCGAUUUUAACGUUUGUGGCGGUGCACAAGGCGCCGGAUUGGUGGUGCGAGAACAGAAUUUCGAUGUCUUGGCUGGAAUUGUUUCAUUCGGUAAUAUAUGGAAAGACUGUUCAAGCAGAAUUCCACCUGGAUUUAUCAAAGUAUCAGAAUAUGUGAAUUGGAUAGCCGAGAAGAUACAAUAAGCAGUUCACCUUUCACAAGUACAAUGUAUGAUGGCUGAUCAGGUUUUGCAGUUUAGUAGUUAAUGUCUUUGCGAAAUAAAAAAAAAAUGAUUGGAUGAA